This is a messenger RNA of Anolis sagrei ordinatus, 2128 nucleotides long. RefSeq names its product GPN-loop GTPase 2 (gene GPN2). Gene Ontology annotation, molecular function: GTPase activity. The record is from RefSeq and is a predicted model, not a curated record. Gene Ontology annotation, cellular component: cytoplasm. Lineage: Eukaryota; Metazoa; Chordata; Lepidosauria; Squamata; Anolidae.
UUGUGAUGGCGGUGAGGGCGGAAGUCCAGGCGUCGUUGAGCCUUGCCUGGCGCGGUCCGAUGCUAAAGAAGGUCCGUGUUGCAGCUGCUUGGGAGGGAAAAGGUUGGCGUCAUGGCAGUAAGCCAGAAGCAGCCCGCAUUAGCCUUUGGUCAGGCAGUCAUUGGACCUCCCGGCUCUGGGAAAACGACCUACUGCUUUGGCAUGCAGGAAUUCCUUUCUGCAAUUGGGCGCAAGAUUGCAGUGGUGAAUCUGGAUCCUGCCAACGAUGGGAUCCCUUACCCGUGUGCUGUAGACAUCUCAGAACUGAUCACCUUGGCUGACGUUAUGGAGAACCUCAACCUGGGACCCAAUGGGGGCUUGAUUUAUUGCAUGGAGUACUUGGAAGCUAAUUUGGACUGGCUGCAGGAGAAACUGGCCCAGUUUAAGGGGCAUUACUUCUUGUUUGACUGCCCAGGACAAGUGGAGCUCUGCACCCACCACAGUUCCUUGAGAAACAUUUUUGCACAGCUUGCGAAGUGGAACUUCAGGCUGGCUGCAGUUCAUUUGGUGGAUUCUCACUAUUGCACAGAUCCUGGCAAAUUCAUCUCUGUUCUCUGCACUUCCCUUUCCACCAUGUUACACGUAGAGCUGCCCCAUGUCAACGUCCUUUCCAAAAUGGAUCUGAUAGAACAAUAUGGAAAACUGGCUUUCAAUCUAGAUUACUACACCGAGGUUCUCGAUCUGUCUUACCUCGUGGAUCACUUGGCCUCAGAUCCUUUUUUCAAGAAAUACCGUCGCUUGAAUGAGAAACUUGUGGGAGUGAUUGAGGACUACAGCUUGGUCUCCUUUGUUCCUCUCAAUGUCCAGGAUAAGGAGAGCAUGAGGCGUGUGAUGCAGGCAGUGGACAAAGCCAAUGGCUACUCUUUCGGAGACAUGGAGCACAGAAACCUUGAAACACUGAUGUCUGCCGCAGUAGGAGCUGAUUUCCACUUCCCAUCCACCUUGGCGGUCCAGGAGAAGUAUGUGCAGCCAGAUGAGAAAACGGUGCAACAAGAAGUCAUGGACAUGUGACAGGCCUGCAGUAACGGCAGAAGGAAGGAAGUUCAUCACAUUGAAGAUGUCCUCCUCUUUGGGGCGUCACGCUGAAAACUUUGUAUUUGUGCUGAACCUGAGCAAGUCAUUUGUACCAAAACAGACUGUCACGAUGCAGGUCGUACCUUUCAGCUCCUAUAGCUGAGAGAAAGAUGAGCCCACGGCUUUUCCUGCAGAAGAUUAUAGACCUCUGCCUGAUUUGUGCCUGGCUAAAGAAAAAUGGGUGGUGUCAUGUGAAUCAGAAGUCAGAAGAACUAGUGUGUUGUCACACUCGAGCUCAAAUCUUCACAAAAAUGGAAAUAAUAAGUACUGUUUUGAAAGACAUUUCCAUUAGAGGCAACCUGUUUUGAAAUCUCUGCCUUUCUGUCAUUGGGAUUCUCCAUUCUAGUCUACUCUCACUCUCUGUAAGACUCUGUAAGAUCUUGGAGUUGAAAUCAAGCUCACAACAACAAUAUGGAGACAAAUGAUUUAUUAUCUUCUUUCCUCAGUCCCUGAAAGACAGUUCUAAAGUUUCCUGCUCAAAUACCCUUUAAUAUAACAGCUCAACUCCCAUCUGCCCUCUAGUGGCCAAACACUGUGCCCACAGUCUGUUAACUGCAAUUUGUAUUUCCCCUCACAAAACAGAUGUCUUAUUUACAUUACCUUCACUGUACCCAGCCUCCUUUUCCUCCACCUCUCUUCUCUAUGACAGAGAACCAAAGCAGCCAGUUCCAGGCUGAUAAGGUGAUCCCGACAACCUCUGCCUUUCAAAUGUGUUGGUCUUCAAUCCCUCUUGUCACAGGACACAACAGCUAUGGAUGAUGGGAGUGGAAAUCUCAUGCAUAAGAAAGUUGCAAGUUUGAGGAGACUGCUUUAUCCUGCUACCUGUCACAGGAGACCAUCAUUUCUUCUACAACUUGUUCCUCUUCAAUGUUUUCAGAUUUGAAGAUGAAAAUCAGUGAUGCCAGUCUCUUUUCAAAAACAGAUGUCCUCAAAACCACCCUUGCGAGGGCUUUGGACUGAGUCUUUUCAAAGUUGUCUUCUAAUGAGACUGCUGAAUAAAUGUAUUCCAAACAUA